AUGGACGGUUCGUGGGUGGUGGAGGAGGAGGAGGACAGUGAGGGAAGUAUCAGUUGGGACGAACGCUCUAGAGAGUCAGAACAGGAGCGUGACUACGAAGUCAGACAAGAUCCAAACAUGACUCGUAUGGUGCGAGACCGACGCAAGUCUCCUAGGAUGACACCGCCAGCACCACACGAGCCCCAAUUUAUCAUGCCAACCAUGUCGACGAACAUACCCCCAUCAGACAGGAUCGCCCAGAAGCGCGUGCCUGCCGCGCCCACCAAGGGAACUCCUUCGAAGCAACCCACAACAUCAGUACGUUCAAACCAACCGAACAGAGGACGCGUGCACAAGGUAGCCUCGUCUCCAGUCAUCGAUAAGGUUGUUCUCAUCCUGGUUCAUGCCGCUGAAUGGCUCCUGGAUAUCCUGGGCCAAACACUGAAAGCCUUGAAAAGACCUAUCUCAUGGCUCUUGGCGGCCUAUCUGUUCGCAGGCAUAUUGAUGCUUGUGCAGAACCUCUUGACCACCUCGAUAUAUACCGCCUUAUCUCCUAUCUGUCGAAUUCCAGGGCUCUCGCUUCUUAACCUGCCGAUUUGCCGCUAUGCAUCACCCAACCAUGGUAGCCCGACAAUCUCAUCUGGCACCUCGGCCCCAGUUGAAUUUGAUGCGCUGAUGAAGACACAAUCUCAGUUUGAGGAGAUAUUGUCCGAAUCCGCAACAGGCGUCACUCUGCCUCUCGACAUGAAACGGUCGGAGACUUCCAUCCGUGACCUUCGCCAGAUUGUGCGAUACUCACAACUCGCGUCUCGCAAUGAAAUGGUUCUCGAGUUUGAUGGCUUUAUCGAGACGGCUCGUAUGGCCUCGUACGACCUGCAGAAAUUCAACUCGCACGUCGGCAGGGGCGUUGACAUAGUGCUCAGCACGGCUCGCUGGACACAGCGUGUGUUAGACGACAUGGCACACAAGCAAUCCUCACGAGGUGUUAUCCCAAGCUUCAUCCAAGACAAGGUCCUCGCCCCAUUCAAACCCGUACAGUUCACCGAAGCAAUGCUUCUAGACCAGUAUAUCGCUCACACACGCGUCGUUUCCGACGAGAUUGAGCGGCUUAUCGAAGAAGCACAGGCCUUACUGCUCGUCCUGCAAAAUCUGGAAGAUCGACUGGACGUCAUUCACGCAAUCGCCAUGCAUGACAACAUCGCCGCACAGGCAGAGAAAGACGAGAUUCUCUCUCACCUCUGGACCCUGCUCGGCGGGAAUAGAGCUAAAUUGGGGAAAUUCAAUAACCAGCUGGGAUUGUUAAGACAAGUGGGUCAGUAUAGGAAGGUCGCAUGGGCCCAUGUUAGCGCAACAAUACUGAAGUUGCAGGCUAUGGGGGCUGAGUUGGAGGAGCUGAGGUCUAGGGUCUCCAGCGCGGAGGUGUUGAGAGGACACAAGGAGAUUCCCCUGGCUGUGCACGUUGAGAAUAUAAGGCUGGGCGUACAGAGGCUUGAGGAAGGCAGGGACAGGGCGAGAAAGCUGGAGCAAGGCCAUGUUAGGAGGGUGCUUGAUGGCGCGGAGCAAGGGAAUCUGUUGGUGUCGGAUUGA
Cladophialophora carrionii CBS 160.54 is the source of this 1566-nucleotide messenger RNA. RefSeq lists its product as uncharacterized. The coding region runs from base 1 to 1566 and encodes 521 amino acids. The transcript has a single exon. The record is from RefSeq and is a predicted model, not a curated record. NCBI's taxonomy places the organism in Eukaryota, Fungi, Ascomycota, Eurotiomycetes, Chaetothyriales, Herpotrichiellaceae.